UAGUGGUUCUUGCCGAGUUUUAGCAGCAUUGUAAUUAAGCCAUUAGGGAACUGUCUGUUAGAGUCUCUAACAAUGGUUGGCAAACUUUGUAUAUAAAAGGCCAGCUAGUAAGUAUCUUAGGCUUAGAGCAAAGGGACAAGUGAUAAGAGGUGACCUCUGAGCAGUGUGGAGGCACCUGACUGUAAAGACCUUGUAGGCCAUGGUGGGAGUUCUGGAUUUUCUUUUGUUCUUGGUCGAAAAGGGAUUCCAGGUGAUUUUAAUAAUGAAGAAGUAAAGCGCAUAGGCUCUGGAGUCGUACUGCACUACUUACUAUGAGACCUGGGAAUUGAAGAUUUACCAGUCCAACGGGACCAAGGAGUUUCGCAAAUAACCCUCCAGCAAGUUUAAAAAUAAUUAGGCCCAACUCGGAGAAAGCGGAGUCGCUCUGGUUGCACAAAAAAGAUGUCUAGCUGCUCCAGUGAAGUCGAUGUGAUAAGAACACGAAUCUCUACUUAUGAUGAUGAUAACACUGUUCUUUAUGCAUAUGAACCAAAUACUGCAUAUUUCAAUAAUCAGGGAAGUGUCGUGUCUAACACAUCCUGCAACGAAGAGCAACAAAAAACAAUUCUGAAUGUCCUUACUCACUGCCAGGUCAUCUAUGAUGCUAUUCAAAAACUGGAUAAGAAGCUUGAUGUCGUGCACGCAAAGGUUAGAAAAAUCAAGCAUUUUCGUGUGAAGUCAUGGUUGCACAGUCGUAAGCCACUCGGAUAUGCAUUUAAAGAUUAUAAUUACCUGCUUUCUAAAAAGAUCAGAUACCAGAAAAUGAGGAAGAAGCGGUGUCUCUGUCCAUCGCCUUACCCUAAAAGUUAUAGCCCCACUAUUCCAGUACAAAGGCCGGAAAAGGAUUCCCAGAGCAACCCUCUAGAAGCACCUUUUGGGUCCCCGGUGCCUCUGGAUCUGGAGCGAUCCCUUAGCCUGAGCCCGACGGUCCCCUCCACCUACCGCAGGCGUUCCUACGAGGAGUACUACUUGCCCCAGGACCCCACGCAGGGCUCCUCCAGUCCAGAGGCCCACAACGCCCGCAGUCUUUUCUUAGACACCCAGUCCACUGCGGUCGAGCCUGCAACCGUGCUGACCCACAGUGAACACAGUCCAGCACAUAGCCCUGACAUGAUGACCUACCCAGCUUUACUGGAAAACAGUAGAUUCAGCCGUGCUGGCUCACCUCUCUAUGUCCCGACCAGCUUCGGUCCAAGUUCACCAGUUGGAAGUGCCCCGGGUGUCCUCAAACAGAGCCUCCCUGAUGACCCUUCAACCUGGUCUGUGGAUGAAGUGAUCCUGUUUCUGAAAUACGUAGAUCCUCAGUUAUCAAGUGCCCUCGUCGACCUCUUCAUGCAACAUGACAUUGAUGGGAAAGCUCUGCUACUGCUCAAGAAUGACAUGAUGAUGAAGUACAUGGGGCUUAAGCUGGGGACAGCUCUGAAGCUGCACCACUACAUUGAAAUGCUUAAAGACAGAAAGAUACCUCAACAAUUUAAAAAGUGUGUAGAUUAGAUUGGACUUAAUUCUAGGGAGACCAAUGCCACCUUUUCUCUCUGCCCUUAGUUUUUGUUGUGUAGAAGGUUCCUCUAAAAUACAGUGUAUCCAAAAUCACAGAACCCUGGGACAGUCCAGGCUACUCCUUUAGAAGCCAUUUAACAUGUUAGCACUAGCAGAGUCAAACUGGUGCUUUGUUCUUUGUAUCUUUUCAUUAUUUUCCUUGCAUAGUUUACAGAUAGUUAGUUACACUUCAUGCAGGAAACAGAGAAACACCUUUGAUUUUGGUUAAUGUUUAUAUGUAAAACCAAAACAGCCAAAUCCCAAAGGGGAAAGUAGUCAGGGAGGGAUUGACGGGUUCUGUAAUGAAAAAAAUUAUAAGGUAGAUAGUCAUUUUAUGCAAGAGAUACUACACUACAAGGGUGGGUUGGAUGGAGUCUGACUAUAUUCUUUUCAAUUAAUAUGUUUUAUUUUUAAACUUCCUUAUUUUGUCUAAGCUUCAACAUUUAACUAGGCAUUCAUUGUUCACAGCUCUCCACGAAGAUGCCUAUGUCCAAGUUUUUUAAACAUGUGUUUUAUUAUCUGUUUAUUCCUCAUAUGGGUACUGUUUCAUAUUUAUAUUUUGUUCUGUAUCUGAAGUAUACACACGAGUAAAUCUUUUCUUUUUUAAUUUAAAAUGGCACUUUACACUUCCACAGAGGUGAAGAUCAACUCUACAUAUAGUGAGUUUUUUUAUUCUGUAAAACAUAUGCACAUCGUUUGACAUCACUGGUACCUCUCAGCUCACACUUCAGGGUUUCCAUACAGGGAAGUUCUGUCUUGUGCAAUGUUUCUAGUUAAUUUCCUUUCUGAGCCAUUUAUCCUACUAAACUUUGGAAGGUGCAUCAGUUCUGAUUUGUCAUUUUAAUUUUAAAAAUCAGAACUUUCACACGGAACAUGUUCAUUGUUGUUUUAUUUAUUACAUCAUUAUAUUGUAUAAUAUUUAGUGUAAUGUUAUAAGCUAUGAGAAAUGGUGCUAAUUGUAUUAGCCAUUUGUUAUAAAUGCCAGUAAGAUGUUCACCAGGGGUAAGAUUGUACGUUUUCUUUUUAGAAAACCAAGUGUACUUUAUAAGCAAAUGCAACUAUUUACUGGGCGUAUAUGAUUUAAAGGGCUUUUUCGUCCGUGUUAUUUCUUUUGUCUUAUAAGACAAGAUUCUAAUUUAAACUUGUCCUUUCAAACUGUCAGUGUGAAGAUGCUGUGCCACUUGAACAGUCCUCAGGUGUUUGUAUAAAUACCAUGUUUUACAGUUUUUAGAUUUUAAAAUAUAAUAAAGUUUAAUAACCGCAACCAUUAA
Messenger RNA from Orcinus orca (killer whale), 2849 nucleotides. It is a transcript of the gene SCML1, whose product is annotated as Scm polycomb group protein like 1. The record is from RefSeq and is a predicted model, not a curated record. The coding region runs from base 442 to 1533 and encodes 363 amino acids. Lineage: Eukaryota; Metazoa; Chordata; Mammalia; Artiodactyla; Delphinidae. The transcript has 8 exons. Gene Ontology annotation, molecular function: protein binding.